AUGACAAUUUUGUGCUCAUCUUUAUUUUAAACCUUACUUUAUUCUAACCAAAGCAAAGAUUUAUUAUUCAAAUAAUAACUGAAUAAACCCUUGAAUGAGCUCUUACCAAGUAAGUAUUUUAGCUUCAUAUUCCAUCUCUUUCCAAAUGUUUUGAAAUUUCUUUUAGUGAGUUUUUUAGCUUAAGCAAAGCUUUAUCCUUUUUUAACAUGGGAUAUUAAAUUUUGUUACUCUACUUUAUCUGAAGAUUCUAUAAACCUCUAGAAUGAUUUUAGAAUAUUUUUAAUGAUAUUAGAUUUUUUCACAUCGAAGUAGCUCUUAGAUUAUUGUGAAUCUGUGUACUCUUUAGUUGGUGAGUCUAAGCAAUGA
Tetrahymena thermophila SB210 is the source of this 366-nucleotide messenger RNA. RefSeq lists its product as hypothetical. The transcript has a single exon. Lineage: Eukaryota; Ciliophora; Oligohymenophorea; Hymenostomatida; Tetrahymenidae. The record is from RefSeq and is a predicted model, not a curated record.